CUUGCUAGGUACAAACCAUUUUAAGGAUUAGAAUAGAAUUAAUCAAAGGAUUUUAAUAUAUUUAUUGCAAAGACGAAAAAUAAGAAAAUAUCAAAUAUUAUAAUGAUUUCGAGAUUACUACGCGUGGGAGGCCAUUUUCGCCGGUGUGUGUAUUUAUCAGCAGAUUGAAACCUCACGAAGAAUAUUUACAAUGGAUGAAGAAUAUGAUGUUAUUGUUCUUGGAACAGGACUAAAGGAAUGUAUCAUAAGUGGUAUGAUGUCAGUUAUGGGAAAGAAGGUUCUUCAUAUUGAUAGGAAUUCUUAUUAUGGAGGUGAAAGUGCAUCAAUAACACCAUUGGAAGAUGUUUACAAAAAGUUUGGAAUGGGUAAACCAGCAGAAAAACUAGGUAGAGGAAGAGAUUGGAAUAUAGAUUUGAUUCCUAAAUUUCUCAUGGCUAAUGGACAAUUGGUUAAGUUAUUGGUUGGUACUGGUGUGACCAGAUAUUUAGAGUUUAAAUGUGUAGAAGGAAGCUAUGUGUUUAAAGGUGGUAAAGUGUACAAGGUGCCAGCUGAUGAGAAGGAAGCAUUGACUACAUCACUUAUGGGACUAUUUGAGAAGAGAAGAUUUCGAAAGUUUCUGAUAUUUGUAACUGAAUUUGACUUAGAAAACCCCAAAACAUGGCAGGGUGUAGAUCCAAAACUAACCACUGCUUCAAAGUUAUAUGAAAAGUUUGGUCUAGAUAACAAUACAGCUGAUGUUACUGGUCAUGCUUUAGCCCUUCAUCUUAAUGAGGCGUACAAGAAUGAGCCAUGUUUAGAUUUAAUUAACCGAGUAAAGUUAUAUUAUGAAUCAUUAGCCAGAUAUUUGAAGUCUCCUUAUCUAUAUCCAUUGUAUGGUCUGGGAGAAUUACCACAGGGUUUUGCAAGAUUAAGUGCUAUUUAUGGUGGAACCUACAUGUUAGAUCGACCAGAUGCUGAAAUAGUGUACGAGGAUGGAAAGGUAGUAGGUGUGAAAGCCCAGGGAGAAGUAGCUAAAUGUAAAAUGGUCGUUUGUGAUCCUUCCUAUGCUACAGACAAAUGUAAAACUGUAGGAAAGGUUAUCAGAGCCAUCUGUAUCUUGGAUCAUCCCAUUAAAGAUACAAAAGAUUCAUUAUCAACACAAAUUAUUAUUCCACAGAACCAAGUCAACAGAACACAUGAUAUAUAUAUUAGUAUGAUAUCAGCUACACAUUUUGUUGCUGCAAAGGGACAUUACUUAGCCAUAGUCAGUACCACUGUAGAAACAAGCAAUCCAGAGGAAGAAAUUAGAGUAGCAUUAGACCUGAUUUCACCUAUAGAACAAAAAUUUGUUUCAGUGAGUGAAUUAAAAGAACCAACAGAUGAUGGAUCAACUUCUAAAGUAUUUAUUACAAAGUCCUAUGAUGCUACAUCACAUUUUGAGACAACUUGUGCAGAUGUAAUUCAAGUGUUCGAACGAGCAUAUGGAGGAAAGUUUGACUAUGACAAAGUACAAAAUACAGAUCAUGAAAUGUAACAUAAACAACAUAAUAGACUUCAAAUUUUAACUCAAUAUGUUGUGAUAAAGGGAAGCAAUUCAUUGCAAAGUUAUGAUGCAUUUGGUAUAAAAAUAUAUUUGUCUAUUUAUUUGCAUCUUUUUUAUUUGGUGCACUGGCUGAAACCAAUGAAAUAUCAGUAUUUUGUUUGCUUCUUGUUCAAAGAUAUGUUAUUUUGAGAAUCUAUUGGGGGAAAAAUUGUACUCUUAUCUCCCCUUAUUUUGUUUGUUUAUAAUUUAGCAGUUGUUUCUGAACAGAACAACUGUAUAGAGUAUAGAACAUUUAGAACAAUUUGAAAACUAAUAUUAAUUUUCAUUCCAUACAUGAAAUUUCUUAAAAUUUACAAUCUUUUUAUAAAAAAGUGUUCAGAUUGAUCAGUGUACAUAUGCUAUGAUUUAUUAAUAAAUUAUUUUUAUGUCUCUUUGUCUUUUGACUUGUUCUAACAAAGUUAUAUGUAAAUUGUCAUUAUCAUAUUGUGUACUUGCAUGGCACAACUUUGUCUGUUGAGGAGUACAUUUGAGUAUCAUUUUAUCAUCUGAAAUAUUUUAUGCUGUAUAAUGAUCAAAUAGGAAGAUAUGGAAUACCAGUAGAAAGUUACAAUAUACAAAUGAUGUUGGAACAGGGUUACUUGAUUGAGGAUAAAUAUAUUGUCACAAAGUCAUGUAGUACAUGUGCAGUGUUAAUUGUAUGCUUAGAACUUUCACACACCUAAUGUGCAAUAACAGUUGGUUUAUAUAACAUUUUUUACAGGCCCUGUGCUCUGUAUCAAAGCUUUUCAAAUUAUUUUGAUUUUUAAUUUAGCAUUCUUUCAAAUCCAUAGAAACUAAUUGCUUAAUUGUCUCUGAUUACCACAUAAUUAAUAUGACUUCAAAAUUGUAAAAUUGUGUUAAUACUUUUCUAUCAAAUGAACAUUUUAGAUAUGAGCAAAAUGGAAAAGUAAAUAUUAUGAUAUAUGCUACCUCCACCCUGGCAUUAUGUGAUAAGGAUUGAAAUGGUAAACUAGGCAUAGAUAAAGGAGUAAAUAUUUUAGUUCUUUUUAUAUUUUGUCACUGGAUUAUGCUUUCCAUUAUUUUCCAUUAUUUUUAUUGACCGUGUCCAUUGCAAUGGCAUUUAUCUGUUUGUUAGUCAUGGUAUUUCUGUCCUAUCUGUGCCAAAACCAAGGUACCCUUUUAAGAUGUUAUACAAGCAUGCUAAAUUGCUGAACCUAAUGGAUAAUAACAAUUAACAAAUUCUAUCUAAAAUUGCUUCAAAUACUUUUAUGAUAGUUUCAAAGGUUCUAUUUCUUACAUUUUUCCAAUGGACCAAAUUUAUAUUUGUUAUUAUUUAUUAAUGUGAAAUUUGUUUUUGCUAUAAUAGAUUUUUAAUGAAGCACUAGAAUGAUCUACAAUACCUAUACAUAUAAAUGAUAUAAUACCAAUACAUGCUUUAGCACUUACUGCCAACUCCUAAAACCAUGAUUGACAUUCACAAUAUAGAACAUUAUUUCAUUCAAAGAACACUCAUAUUACUGUUAUCCUAUAUGUUUUUAUUCCCCAGCUGUGGCAAACAAGCACCAAAAGUUCUUGCCAUCAAGAGCUGACAGUUUUCUAAAUUUAAACCCCGUUUUGUAUUGACUUCCAUGUUUUCUGGUGAAGUCUUGUGUAAUCAUUGAAAGACUUCAUAACAAUUUAAGAUAGAAGAGAGUGUCUGUGUAGUAAUGUAUUGGCACCAAUACCACAUCUACCUAUAUCUAUUGGGUAUUGUAGUCAUUUGUAUUGUUUUAAGGAAACAAGGAUAACACAGCUGAAAAUCUUUAGUUUUUUAUUGGAAGGUAGAAGAUAGUGUUAAAUGUUGGCACUUCCAUUUAGACUGUAAUGAGUCUUAUAAAAAAAAAAUCCAGUACACCUGUGAUAAUAGUUUGAAAAAAACUACAAAUUGAAUGCAUUAAAUAAUAAGAAAAAGAAGGUGAAGGAUUUAGAUAAAAUAUAUAUUUAAAGAAAUGACUAAGCUUGCUAGUAUUUGGCUUGUGAAAAAGUCAUUGUUAUUGUCAGUAAAACUUAAAUGUGUACUGUAUAUCAUUAAAACUAAGGAUUUACAUUAUAAAUGUAAGCUAUGAGAUUAGCUAUGGAGCCUAUUAAAUGCUGAUGUUAAAGAAAAAAAUAAGGACAAUUACUGUAGUUCGUAAUGAAAAAUUUGAAAAUGCUAUUAUUUGUAAGAAAUUAUAAUUAUGCUUUAUCACAUUAAAUAUGUCAGAAAUAAUAAAAAAUCAUAAACAUGCUA
Molecule: messenger RNA, 3791 nt
Organism: Mytilus trossulus (common blue mussel)
Lineage: Eukaryota; Metazoa; Mollusca; Bivalvia; Mytilida; Mytilidae
Product: rab GDP dissociation inhibitor beta-like
Exons: 11
Coding region: 191-1513 (440 amino acids)
Biological process (GO): small GTPase-mediated signal transduction; protein transport; vesicle-mediated transport
Cellular component (GO): cytoplasm
Molecular function (GO): Rab GDP-dissociation inhibitor activity
Source: RefSeq, a predicted model, not a curated record